UCCUACAUAAAUUCCACCCAUCUGAUCGUCCUACGCCGCCCUCUCGCCGCCGCCGCUGCCGCCGCAGGUGCUCGAGCUCCUCGCCGCCCGCGGGCUCGCGCUGCCGCAGCGCAACCAUGAAGAUAGAGAAAGCAAAUGCGGGGGUCCUCACAAACUUCGAAGUUCUUGACUUCUUGCGAUCAAGAGGUGCCAAAACCGACCCCAUGGGAUGUUUGGGGGCUGUUGCUGCAUCAGAGUGUAAAGUGUACGAGUACCUCUUAAAAACUCCCGCUUGCAACCAGACAAGGGAAUCAAUUUAUGACUUUGUCAAGAGAAGUGAGAAUUUCAAGCUUGCAGAGGCUGAUAAGCUAAAUGUGAUCAACUGGAGACCAUCCUCAGCUGCUGAUGUUUAUGCGAUGAUAGAAGAAUGUGGGAGACGAUUUUCGAGGGACGAACGAGGAGAAGCAUGUGACGAAGACGAACGAGUCCAGGAAUUUUUGGAGAUAGUUAAGGAGGUUUUGCCACCACCCCCUCCAAAGGCAGAAGUGAUGCGGGACUGAAUGUGGUGUAAACUAACGUAUUUGAGAGUCAGAUUGUCAGCAUGAAAUAGAAAUGUUAAAUUCUGCUUGUAUCCCUGUAGCUUAUAUGGUAUAUAUGUUCUAGAGCAAAAGCUCUUAGAGAUUUGGCAAAAGACCAUCUUGUCUGAGAAGUGAGAUAUUCAUGUUUGAAACGACAAUUAACACCUGAGCCACCGAGGGAGUUCAAAUUGAUAUGAUCAUGUCCCUUGUUC
This is a messenger RNA of Phragmites australis (common reed), 769 nucleotides long. RefSeq lists its product as uncharacterized. The record is from RefSeq and is a predicted model, not a curated record. The transcript has 4 exons. Gene Ontology annotation, cellular component: RNA polymerase III complex. The coding region runs from base 117 to 539 and encodes 140 amino acids. Gene Ontology annotation, biological process: transcription initiation at RNA polymerase III promoter. Gene Ontology annotation, molecular function: nucleotide binding. NCBI's taxonomy places the organism in Eukaryota, Viridiplantae, Streptophyta, Magnoliopsida, Poales, Poaceae.